Thelazia callipaeda (thelaziosis nematode) is the source of this 528-nucleotide messenger RNA. Lineage: Eukaryota; Metazoa; Nematoda; Chromadorea; Rhabditida; Thelaziidae. The record is from the annotation of a GenBank genome assembly.
AUGGCAUACGGCAAAUCCAGCAGUUGUCGACAUUUCGGCAGUGCUAAGAUAUUAGGAGAGCCAUCAGGUAAUGCACCAGGCUAUCCUACAAUAUGCAGCUGGCGUUACCGAGGCUUUUGUUCAAUUUUUGACCAUUAUUUGGUUUUGGUUUUGCCGUCAACAUUUAAUGCAUCCCAGAAGGAAGCAGCGAUAGAGCUUCCGUGUCCUCAACUGGUGCUAGCGGGUACGAGCGCCUAUCAUGAACGAGAAAGAAAAAAUUGUAAUCCACUCUUUUAUAAGCUUUUGUAUGUUCCCAAGCAUCAAUACUGUCCAAGCUUUUGUUUGUUCCCAAGCAUCAUUACUGUGCAAGCUUUUGAGUAUACCUUGGCAAGUAUUCGAAAAGUGAUACAAGCUGCAGGGACUAAAAAGUUGCGUAAUUCAAAUGAAAUAGCUCAAACUUUUGUGUUUACAGUACACCUCCAUUCUAUCAAAGGCGAACUUGUCACGUUGGUAAAGAUAUCAUCUGAGUUUAAAGAAAUGGGUCAUUGA